GCUUAAGGCCAGCCUGGGCUACAUGGAGAGACCCUGUCUCAAAAAAACCCCCAAAUACAGUAAAUAAAUCAGAGGACCCUGUUCUGGUGAUGAAACUGUCCCUGUUGGCUACCUGCUUACAUCCAUCCUUUUCCCCAGCCCUGCCCAUGACUGCCCCGUACCUGGAGGCCCCCAGGUCCUUGGAGGUGGGCACGUGGAGGCCGGUGCAUUGUGUUCUAGAUGGGGUCUUCCCGGCCUCCGAGGCCCAGGUGCACCUGGCACUGGGGAACCAGACGCUGAAUCCUACAGUCACGAGGGACGGUGACACACUCAAGGCCACCGCCAUAGUGCACGUGGACCAAGAGGGGACCCAGAAGAUUGCGUGCAACGUGACUUUGGCGGGAGUGAGUCGCUAUGCACAGAACUUGACCACGGUCUUCAGUUUCCCAGGGCCCAUUCUGAGCCUAAGCAGGACCAACAUCCCCAAGGGGUCCACAGUGAAUGUGACCUGCAAGGCCGGACCCCGAGCCCAGGUCAUACUGGAUGGGGUUCUGGCCCCAUCUCCGGGAGAGCCCGCCCAGCUUCAGCUGAUUGCCACUGACAGCGACAACGGACGCCACUUCAUCUGCAAUGCCACCCUCGUGGUCGCCGGAGAGCUCAUAUGUAGGAGCACGGCUGCCCAGCUGCGUGUCCUAGGUCGAGACCACUCGGUCACCAUUGGCGUAACGGUGUUAACCGUCCUGGGCGUGGUCAUUAUCUCAGGGGCUUUACUAUAUGUGUUCGGGAUGCAGAAACGGUGUGGCAUCUACCACGUGAAGCAGCAAAGCAACUCGGUGCCCCUCACGGCAAUACAGUCUGAAGACACACCGGGGGAAGAGGCGUCGUCCUGAUCUGGGGGAUGCCGGGAUCCUGGGCCAAAGACGGUCAGGACUUUGGAUGUACCAUGGAAUUUCCCACGAAUAAAGCCUUUAAACUC
Molecule: messenger RNA, 955 nt
Organism: Heterocephalus glaber (naked mole-rat)
Lineage: Eukaryota; Metazoa; Chordata; Mammalia; Rodentia; Bathyergidae
Source: RefSeq, a predicted model, not a curated record